AUGUCGAGUAAGAGGAAGAAACGGGAGAUGGACGACAAUGUGCCAUCUGUUAUACCUCGUACACCUUCUAAACGUAAAGCUAGUGGUGACUUUCUACGGAAAGGUCAAUGGACAUGUACAGAGGAGCGACUUACAAGGCUGUUAAUUGAAGCUUUUGAAGAAGGAAGUCUACCUAUUUACACUGGGAUUCGACUUCGUGGGUACUUAGCUGUACAGCUACAGUGUGAUCCCAUGCGCGUUUCAAAGAAACUCUGUGCCGGGACAAUUGAUGGCAAACAUGUGCCAAAAAAUUAUGGCCAAAAGAAGUUUAAACUUUGCAAAAAAUCUUUUUGGGACUCGGACAAGGCGAAAUCGCAAAUUGCACAACUUGAGAGACUGACGAAAGCUUUGUGGAGUGAAGCACAGAUGCGAAAACCUUCAUUCCUUACACUUUCAAGUACUUGUAAUAUGAACAAACGACAGGGAUCACCACCGAUUUUUUCUGCGAGAAAGUGCUUGCCGUCGUCAACACCCAAAACCAAGAAGCAAAAGGAGUUUCCUAUCAUUUAUUUAAACUUGUUUAAACUCAAACGUUAUUCAGCCGGAGACGAGAGCAGUAGCAGUGAACCUGCAUCGCCAUCCAAGGACUCCAACUCGGAGAGUGAGCCUGUAAAACUUGACGGAGAAUCGCUACAAGCGGCGUACGAUCUGCUUACCUUGUGCAGUCCACGGGGUUCUGCUAGCAAAGGCACGAGCAAGAAGGGAAAGCUUAAGAAUGGUGUCGCAAAGAAACGUGCCAUGUCGAAGGAUACGUUCAGGAAGGCAGAAUCUAACGAGGACAAGCGCAUAAAAUUAACUCGAGCCCGGUAA
Messenger RNA from Peronospora farinosa, 849 nucleotides. NCBI's taxonomy places the organism in Eukaryota, Oomycota, Peronosporomycetes, Peronosporales, Peronosporaceae. The record is from the annotation of a GenBank genome assembly.